Trifolium pratense (red clover) is the source of this 1075-nucleotide messenger RNA. RefSeq lists its product as uncharacterized. Gene Ontology annotation, biological process: protein targeting. NCBI's taxonomy places the organism in Eukaryota, Viridiplantae, Streptophyta, Magnoliopsida, Fabales, Fabaceae. Gene Ontology annotation, cellular component: membrane. The transcript is spliced from 6 exons. Bases 203 to 676 code for a protein of 157 amino acids. The record is from RefSeq and is a predicted model, not a curated record.
UAUGGGAGAUUGGGAUUCAUAUAGAGAAGACCAGUCUUACUGCCACUUUGCACUGAACUCAACUGUCCGCUGUAAUAUCAAAUUCUGUCCGGGAAACGCACCGGAGCUGGUCGCCGGCCGCCGUAAAAAACAGCGGUAAAAUCCGUCUAGGUUGUGCAGGUUAGAAUUGGUUAUGAUCAACUAGUAAAGAUUUGAAUCUCAAAUGACGAUUCUUUCUCUGUUGCCAACAAACUAUUCAGGUUUUCUUCACCAAGGUACUCCUUUUCUGCCAUCAAAGUUUUCAGCGAGAGUUGGUUGUUAUCACAGAGAUGUUUCUCUUACACCACAAAUGAUUUGUAGAGCAAAGAUAAAACAAAAAUAUUCAAACCAUAUUAGCACCAAAUUUGUGACGUCUGCUACAAGAAAUGAUCUCCAUCAUAUAAGCUAUGAUGAUUCGCCUGAAGAGCCCUUUUUGAUAACAUUGAUUAAAGAAUCCUUAUGGGGUUUAAAAUCUUUAUUUUCAUUUUUGAUUGAGCAACCUAGCCAGCUGAAGUACAUAGAGUGGCCAAGCUUUAGUAAUACGUUGAGGACUGCAACACUUACUCUUGUUAUUGUUGCAUUUCUUCUUGUUGCGUUAUCAUCUGUUGAUUCGGCUCUCAGCUACCUUUUGAAUUUAGCGCUUCGGAAGAGCAUAUAACUGUGCAGUACUCAUGUUACCAUUACUAUGUAAGCAGUUUACUUCUGAUGCUUGUAAUAAUCUGUUUAGGUCCAACCUUGUUAGCCUUUAAUUAUCGACUCCUAUUGUGAACUCGAACCGGUUAAGUUAUUCAAGUAGCUUUUAUCCAAGUCGUCGCUUCAGGUGAAGAAAUUGGUUGCGUUGUGUGGAAUCUUAUUAACAUAAUUUCAUGUGUAGAAACUAGAUACUAAAGUAUAUUUGGGGGUAGGGACUGAAGGGUUUGAAGGAAUUGGUUGCAUUGCAUGGAAUCUUGUUGACAUUAUUUCAUAGAUAGAAACAUAUAUUGGAGGAUAUCAUAAUUGCAUGUAACCUCGUUAUUAUCAAAGUCAUCGCUUCAGCUGAAGAAAUUGGUUGCUUUAA